GUAUUCGUUGAGUGCUCUACUGGAUGUACUGCUGUCCAACAAGCUGGCUGCAGAACUUGAUAGUGGACUUGGGCGUUGCAAGGAUGAAUUCAACGAGUUUGAAAGACAGGAUGUUAAAUACCGUGAAGAUUUAAAGCACAUGAAGCAAAAGAUCAAAGAAACUCGAUGA
Ilex paraguariensis (yerba mate) is the source of this 169-nucleotide messenger RNA. Lineage: Eukaryota; Viridiplantae; Streptophyta; Magnoliopsida; Aquifoliales; Aquifoliaceae. The record is from the annotation of a GenBank genome assembly.